This is a messenger RNA of Guillardia theta CCMP2712, 492 nucleotides long. RefSeq names its product cyclophilin type peptidyl-prolyl cis-trans isomerase. The transcript has 8 exons. Gene Ontology annotation, molecular function: peptidyl-prolyl cis-trans isomerase activity. The record is from RefSeq and is a predicted model, not a curated record. Gene Ontology annotation, biological process: protein folding; protein peptidyl-prolyl isomerization. The coding region runs from base 1 to 492 and encodes 163 amino acids. Lineage: Eukaryota; Cryptophyceae; Pyrenomonadales; Geminigeraceae.
AUGGCGAAAACGAACGUCUAUUUCGAUGUGGAGAUAGAUGCAGUGCCUCUUGGAAGGAUUGUGAUGGAAUUAUCCGACAAAACUCCGAAGACCAGUGAAAACUUCAGAGCUCUUUGUACGGGCGAGCAAGGAUUCAGCUAUCAAGGAUGCCCCUUCCAUCGCAUCAUACCAGGAUUCAUGGUGCAGGGCGGCGAUAUCGUGAGAGGAGAUGGAACAGACGGGAAGUCUAUUUACGGGAAAGUGUUUGAGGAUGAGAACUUCGAGCUGAAACACAGCGAAGCUGGGUUGCUCUCCAUGGCCAAUACCGGGCCAAACACGAACUCGUCACAGUUUUUCAUCACGUUGGGCAAGGCUGAUUGGUUGGAUGGAAAGCAUGUUGUUUUCGGCAAGGUUGUUGCAGGAAUGGAAAUCGUCCAAGCUCUUGAGAGUUUCGGAUCUAAGGAUGGAGACGUGAAGGAAGAUUGUCGCAUCGCCUUGUGCGGGCAACUCUAG